This is a messenger RNA of Peronospora farinosa, 669 nucleotides long. NCBI's taxonomy places the organism in Eukaryota, Oomycota, Peronosporomycetes, Peronosporales, Peronosporaceae. The record is from the annotation of a GenBank genome assembly.
AUGGUGGCUACGAUUCCACAUCAGCGUCAAGAUGGCCGUGCUGGCAAUGAACUGCGACCAUUUGCUUGCGAAAAGGGCGCACUCUUUCGUGCUGAUGGAUCUGCGCGUAUGUCGCACGGUAGAACCACUGUAUUGGCCGCGGUGCAUGGCCCUGGCCAAGCGCGCAAUUGGCGCAGUGAGAAGACGGACAAGGCCACACUGGAUGUGUGUUUUAAGCUGGAAAAAGGCGUCAUGACGUCCAAAGAGAAGGAGUACGAGCUGAUUAUCCGCGAGACUUUCACGCCCGUCGUGCUCUCCGACAACUUCCCUCGUGCUGUUAUCAGCAUCGUGCACCUUCUUGCAGUUGCGAUAAACGCAGUGAGUUUGGCGCUGAUGGAUGCUGGAGUUCCUAUGAUCUCGGUCGUCACGGCAACUUCUUGCGGGAUUUUUGCUGACGGCAAUUUGUACUUGGACCCCUCAUCUGUAGAAGAAGAGGAAGCUGUUUCAUGGGUCACCACUUCGAGAUCCAGCACAAGUGAUGGCGUUCUGACCUGCAUCACUAACGGUUUGCUGUCAGAAGAGCAAUAUUUUGCAUGUUCGGAGGCAUGUCAGCGGGCAUCGGAGAGUGUCGCGGCUUUCUUCCGCAUUGUGCAACAAAAGAAGCAUUCAGUCGAGUCUACAAGUCAGUAA